Messenger RNA from Thamnophis sirtalis, 3145 nucleotides. The record is from RefSeq and is a predicted model, not a curated record. Lineage: Eukaryota; Metazoa; Chordata; Lepidosauria; Squamata; Natricidae.
AAGCAAAGCGGCAGAUAUGAAAUGGCGACGGAAUCGACUGGGAGGAAAAGUGCAGCUCGGCAAACCUAUAGUGAUGCCAUUUGCAGUUUUGUUAUCUGCAAUGAGUCUUCCCUUCAGCGGCAUCAAAUCAUCUUUAAUCCAGACUUCUUUGUGGAGAAGCUGAGACAUGAGAAGCCUGAAGCAUUCACAGAACUUGUGGUCAGCAACAUUACCCGAUUGAUUGACUUGCCUGGAGCAGAGCUUGCUCAAUUGAUGGGUGAGGAAGAGCCCGCGUUGCCUGGUGGGCCUAGCAUUUCCUCAGGUUUUUUCCGUUCCUUGAUGUCUCUGAAACGCAAAGAGAAAGGGGUGGUAUUUGGAGCACCACUGACUGAAGAAGGCAUUGCUCAAAUAUCUCAACUCAUUGAGUAUUUGCAUAAGAAUUUACGGACAGAAGGCUUGUUCCGAGUGCCCGGAAACAGUACUAGGCAACAGAACCUGAAAGAAGCAUUGAAUAGUGGAACAGAAAUUGACCUGGAUUCAGGCGAAUUUCAUUCCAAUGAUGUGGCUACUUUGUUGAAGAUGUUCCUAGGAGAAUUACCAGAGCCUUUGCUGACUCACAAACAUUUCCAUGCACACCUUAAAAUUUCAGCCACACUUAACAGACAUUUCCCUGAUUCCUGGAUUACAGACUUGAUGCAGUUUGAUGACAAAGGCAACAAGACCAACAAUCCAGAUAAAGUGCGUCAGAUUGAAGCACUGCAAUUGCUCUUCUUGAUCUUACCACCUGCCAAUCGUAAUCUGCUCAAAUUGCUAUUGGAUCUGCUCUAUCAAACAGCCAAGAAACAGGACAAGAAUAAGAUGUCAGCACAUAACCUUGCUCUUAUGUUUUCACCUCAUAUUUUGUGGCCCCGAAAUGUGACUACCAGCGAUCUGCAAGAAAACAUUAACAAACUAAAUAAUGGAAUGGCUUUCAUGAUCAAGCACUCACAAAAACUCUUCAAAGCUCCAGUAUAUAUCCGGGAAUAUGCCAGGAUACAUUAUUUGGACUCCAGAACUCAUGCUUCAAAGGAUGACCUGGAUUUGCCAAUGGUCCAGAAUUUCAAAGACAUUCAGCUCCUGAAAUUCAAGAAACGAGGGCUCUUAGAUCCUUCUGCCCAUUUGGAAGACACACAGCACCAUACAGAAGAAGCAUUGAAAGAGCUUUUCUGCCAUGUUCAUAAUAUGCCAGAUUCCGCCAAGAAAAAGAAGCUUAUUCAGCAGUUUCAGAAGCACCCUGAAGCCCUUACUCCUCAGACAGCUAUGUCCACACAGAUUCAGAAACGUGCCAGAACUCGUUCCUUCAGUGGCUUAAUCAAGCGUAAAGUGUUGGGAAAUCAGGUGAUUUUAGACAAAAAGAAAAAUGAUACUGUUACAGAACCUGCAGGCACUAAGGAUUCAAAGCAUGGCAGCAAGGAGAAUAUCAGCAUGACACCAGCUUCCUCUCCAGCAAUUAAUUUGAUAAGAGCUAAGCUGAAAUCUCUUGAACACAGGAAAGAGGAUGCCUCUAAAAAUACUUGAUUUCAUGGAACUUCAAGAAUAUUUCCCUUGAGCUGAUGGUGUACAGUAUAUGUCUAACUUCACUUACUGGAGCUUACAGCUAUGUGCCUUCCAGAAUAACAAGAUUUCCUCUUUCAUAAGGACAUUUCUGUCUGUUCCUUUGUUGAUGCACUGGAUGAUAUUAUUUAGUUUUAUUUUUGUUCCCAAAUGUUCACUAUUUUGACCACCGUUGAGGCUUGCUUUGCAUCCUCUGUCUAUGCUCAUGUAUACAAGGUUGUGUCUUUUUUUUUAACCUGGCAGUUGCCAUUAACAUCCACCACAGUUAAUUCUUGUUUGCAGUUACACUCCUCUUGUUAUCUUUGGAAAUGGCAGUUCUGUGAUGACCAGGAUGGGAAGAAGAGUAUUACAUUUAACUAUCUCCCACAGGUUGCUGGGGCCACUCUCACACCAAUUUUUCAAUCCCUGAACUAUCUUGACACAUUUAGAUCAAGAGUGUAGAGAAAUUGUGCUGUGCACACAAUCUCCAGAAAAUGUCUCACUAACAAAAUGUAACAGGGCUCUUUAUUUAAAUUCUACUCAGUGUUCUGAAUCAGUUACAUCUUUCUCCUUUCACAGGACUAGUGAUUCCAUUGUUAAAUGUAAUUGUCCUGGGAAUGCCAUUCUUAUUUUCUCCUCAGUGCUGUGAAAACAUUUUGGAUGAAGCUCUCCAGCACCACCGUUACAUUUCCAUUGUUUGCAAUCCAGGCUCUGACUCACAUUUUUCAGGCAGGGCCAAGGAGCUGACAGUUUAAUGACUAACAAUCUACUGGAAGAAUACUAAAAGGCAGAAGAGCUCGUUAAUGUGGAAGGCGGCUGACUUGCUCAUUGGGAAGGCGGGAAGGUUGUCAAAUUACUAAAAGAAAUGUUUCCUUUUUCUUUUGUCAAUAACAGACAAACACAUGUGGGAGGAGGGUGCACUGAUACAGCAGUAUUGCUGUUUGAGGGGAAAAAAGACUACAGCAAUAUUGCAACUGCUUGAAACUGCUAAGUUUCUCCCUGCUCUUGAAGACUCAGAAAUCAACACUGAGUUAGGUGAACAUUUCUGCCAUCUUUCCAGAAAACAUUGCUGUCUGAAAGAUUUGUAACAUGAGUUUCAUUCCCCCCCUCCAAAGAGAAGUCUAUAUGUUGUCUUUUGUUUCAUGCUGAGGUUUUGUUUUUAAAUUUCAGGCAUUUUUUUAAAAAAAAACUGAAGUAAUAUGGAACAAAGCCUGGUUUGAUUUUUUUUUAAGGAUUGGGAGGCUAUUUGGGUUCCUUAAAUAUAAGGACUGAUAUUUUCUUCCUCUUUUAAAGGAGUAGACUUCUAAAUCAGAUAUAUACAAUAUUAUAUAAUAUGUUCUCUAGCAGGAUGCAUAUACCCACAAAUCUACUUGUCAAUAACUUGUCACAAUGGUUGCUAACAUUGUGAAGUCAUAGGUUAGGCUGAGAGUAUGCCAAGAGAACUGAGAUAGGGAAAACAGUAGAGAGAAACACUCUUUAAGUUCUCAUUCUUACCUUGAUUUGGUCAGGUUUAACUACACUGAGAAGAAUCUGACAGGAAUAUGUCCAAACUCCCAUUCAAAUCUUGAAAGUAAAGCUUUCUUCUGCACCAUAG